Messenger RNA from Emericellopsis cladophorae, 612 nucleotides. RefSeq names its product 40S ribosomal protein S7-like protein. Lineage: Eukaryota; Fungi; Ascomycota; Sordariomycetes; Hypocreales; Bionectriaceae. Bases 1 to 612 code for a protein of 203 amino acids. Gene Ontology annotation, molecular function: structural constituent of ribosome. Gene Ontology annotation, biological process: translation; rRNA processing; ribosomal small subunit biogenesis. Gene Ontology annotation, cellular component: small-subunit processome; cytosolic small ribosomal subunit; ribosome. The record is from RefSeq and is a predicted model, not a curated record. The transcript is spliced from 3 exons.
AUGUCCGGCCAGGCCCUCAACAAGAUCGCGCCCAACAGCCCCUCGAGGCAGAACCCCUCUGAGCUCGAGCAGAGCAUUGCUCAGGCUCUGUUCGACCUCGAGACCAACACCGCCGACCUCAAGGUCGCCCUGCGCCCUCUGCAGUUCGUCUCCGCCCGUGAGAUCGAGGUCGGCCACGGCAAGAAGGCUGUUGUCAUCUUUGUCCCCGUCCCCUCCCUGGCCGGUUUCCACCGCGUCCAGCAGCGCUUGACUCGUGAGCUCGAGAAGAAGUUCUCCGACCGCCACGUCCUCAUCCUCGCUUCGCGCCGCAUCUUGCCCCGCCCCAAGCGCUCGGCCCGCAGCCGCAACACCCAGAAGCAGAAGCGUCCCCGUUCGCGCACCCUCACUGCCGUCCACGACGCCAUCCUCGCCGAUCUCACCUACCCAGUCGAGAUUGUCGGCAAGCGCGUCCGCACCAAGGAGGACGGCAGCAAGCUCCUCAAGGUCAUCCUCGACGAGAAGGAGCGUGGUGGUGUUGACUACCGCCUUGACACCUACUCUGAGGUUUACCGCCGCCUCACAGGCCGUGCUGUCAACUUUGAGUUCCCUCAGAGCCAGGCCACCGACUUUUAA